Molecule: messenger RNA, 4713 nt
Organism: Cylas formicarius (sweet potato weevil)
Lineage: Eukaryota; Metazoa; Arthropoda; Insecta; Coleoptera; Brentidae
Exons: 21
Coding region: 16-4623 (1535 amino acids)
Molecular function (GO): oxidoreductase activity, acting on paired donors, with incorporation or reduction of molecular oxygen; iron ion binding; monooxygenase activity
Source: RefSeq, a predicted model, not a curated record
AAAGUUGUCCGCACAAUGCUAGUAAUAUUUGUGGUGAUCGCUGUGCCAAUAUUUCUGUAUGUUUACGCGAAAUGGAAAUAUUCUUAUUGGAAACGAAGGGGGGUAGAGCAACCGGAACCGGAAUUCCCUUUCGGCAACUUCAGGGGUACGAUUCUGAAGAAAAUGACGUUUGAAGCGACAGCGGGGAUAUACUAUAACAUAUACAAAAAGUCUCAUAAGUAUGUGGGACUUUACAUGUUCACUGCUCCACUAUGGCUGGUCAUGGACUUGACGCUGAUAAAGCGCAUCCUACAACAGGACUUCCAACAUUUUACGGAUCAUUUUUCUUUCCACCACGACACCCAGAUCCUAACCAAUCACCUCUUCAGCAUCGAAGGGGACAAAUGGAAAACGCUCAGAGCUAAAAUGACUCCCACUUUCACGUCCGGAAAGAUGAAAAUGAUGUUCAGCAUAGUCUACGAUCUCAGCACUAAACUAGAAUCGUCAGUUCUGGAAAACCACAUCCAAAAUCCAAAAAGCAUGAGCAUAAGGGACACCGUCGCCAGGUUUUCCACGGACGUGAUCGCAAGCUGCGCGUUUGGCCUGGAAACCAAUUGCAUCGAUAAUCCAGACACGGAGUUCCGAAAAUACGGCAGAAGGGCGUUCCAUCCCAACAAGCUUCGCAUACUGGAGCAGAUAGUCAACUGGAAUUUACUGGCGAGGUUGGGGUACCUGCGUUAUCCCACGGACGCGACCAACUUUUUCUUGGACGUUGUCAAAAAGACCGUGGAAUUCAGGGAAAAAAACAACGUUCUCAGGAAUGACUUUGUGCAGCUCCUGUUGCAGCUGAAAAAUAAGGGCAAGUUGGAGGACGGUGGCGAUAUAUCAAAAACUGGCGAGGGAAUAAUAACUGACAAUGAUGUGGCUGCCAUGAUGUUUCUCUUUUAUUUAGCUGGUUUCGAAACGUCUUCAACGACAACUUCGUUUUUGUUCUACGAAUUGGCCUCUCACGAGGAGAUUCAAGACAAAUUGCGCCAGGAAAUAAAAGAAGUCAGUGCCAAAUACGGAGGGAAAUUGACGUACGAGGCUUUGCAAGAGAUGCACUACGCUCAAAUGUGUAUCGAUGAAACCCUGCGACUAUACCCACCAGUUCCUUUUCACACUAGAGUGUGCACAAAAGCGUAUAAAGUGCCCGAAGCCGACCUGGUAAUAGAAAAGGGCACUCAGGUGAUUAUUCCCGUUAUUUCGAUACAACACGACCGGGAUAUAUACCGAAACCCGGAGGAAUUCAACCCGGAGAACUUCAGUGAAGGGAAAAAGAAGAACAGAAUUUCCAGUGCAUGGCUGCCGUUUGGCGAUGGCCCUAGACAAUGCAUAGGCAUGAGAUUUGGCUACAUGCAAGUGAAGCUGUCCAUUGCCGCGCUGUUAAAGAACUUCAAAUACCGUCUUCACGAAAGCACCCCGAAGAAGUUGGAGUUUAUGAUGGACGUGCUUGCCUUGCGUCAAGAAAAGGAAAUCCUUUUGAACGUUUCACGAAAACGAGCAGCUACUAUAAACAACCGUUCAUUUAAACAAGUCGCGGUGGUUAUCGCCAUGUUAUUGAUAUUGUUUGUGUUAGCGGUGUCGGUGUCUUUAUAUUUCUACGUAAAAUGGAAGUACACAUACUGGGAAAGGAGGGGGGUGGCACAAGCGGAAGUGAAGUUCCCCUUCGGCAGCUUUAAACACGCUAUCUUGAAGAAAAUGACUCUGGAGCAAAACAUUCAAUUGUUUUAUAAAAAAUUUAAAGACGACCAGAGAUACUUCGGGAUGUACCUUUUCUUCGAACCCGUUUGGAUCGUUACGGAUUUGCACUUAAUAAAAAGGAUCAUGCAACCGGAUUUCCAACAUUUUACCGAUCACAAUUUUUACCAUCACGAUAAAGAGAUGCUGACCAAUCACCUCUUCAAUUUAGAGGGCGAACGCUGGAGAACAUUAAGAGCUAAGCUCACACCUACCUUUACCUCCGGCAAGAUGAAGAUGAUGUAUAGCAUAGUCUACCAGAUGAGCAAAAUAUUGGAAUCCUUGGUUGAAAAGCAUGUUACCGCUAACAAACCGUUGGUGAUAAGAGACGCCGCAGCCCGUUAUUCGACCGAUGUGAUCGCGAGCUGUGCGUUUGGUUUGGAAACGAAUUGCCUAACGGAACAGGACGCACCUUUUAGGUACCACGGCAAAAAAAUAUUCGAGUCCAGGCCAUUGAAGGCUUUACUCGAGCAGUUUGUCAAUUGGAACGUUCUAGCCGCCUUGGGGUUCCGGUUCUUCCCGGAAGACAGCACCAAGUUCUUCUUGGACGUAGUGAACGAUACGAUCGAAUACAGAGAGAAAAAUAAUAUACAAAAAAACGAUUUUGUACAUCUGUUGCUCCAACUGAAGAACAAAGGCAAGUUAGAUGACGGUGGUGACCUCACCAAGACCUCUCAGGGUACGUUGACCUACGAGGACGUGGCAUCGAGUAUGUUUGUGUUCUACCUAGCAGGUUUCGAAACGUCUUCGUCCACAACAUCCUUUUUGUUUUACGAGCUUGCCAAACAUCAAGACGUUCAAGAUAGAUUAAGAGAGGAAGUUCGAGAAGUGUUGGAAAAACACAAUGGGAAGUUGACAUACGAUGCCCUACAAGAAAUGCACUACGCUCAGAAGUGCAUUGAUGAGACUUUAAGGUUGUACCCACCAGCGGCUGUGCAUUUUAGAAGGUGCACCAAGACGUAUCAAGUACCGGAUUCGGAUUUGGUGAUUAAGAAAGGUGUUCUUGCGAUUUUGCCGACAUUUGCCAUCCAACGCGAUCCAGACCUGUUCGCGAAUCCGGAGGAAUUUAAUCCCGAAAACUUCACAGACGAAGCAAGAGCGGGGCGAAUAUCCAGCGCUUGGACACCUUUUGGAGAUGGACCAAGGCAAUGCAUUGGAAUGAGAUUUGGAUACAUGCAGGUGAAGACGUCAAUUGUGGCAUUGCUGAAGAAUUUUAGGUAUACCCUUCACCAGAGCACCCCGACCAAAUUGAGCUUUGCCUGCGACACCAUAGCGCUGGCCCCCGCCCAGGAUAUAUUUUUAAAUGUCUCCAGAGUUGAUUAUUUACGAGCGACUAUUGCAACAAAUACGAUUGCAAUGUUGUUGACUUUGUUUGCGAUUGCGGCGCCUGUGCUGGCGUACCUCUACGUAAAAUGGAAGUACACUUAUUGGAAAAGGAGGGGGGUGGUGCAACCGGAAGCGAAGUUUCCCUUCGGCAGCUUCAAAAGGGCGAUUUUGAAGAAAAUGACAUUGGAGCAGAACGUUCGUUUAUUUUAUGAAGAAUUGAAAGGCAGCCAUAAGUACUUCGGGUUGUACCUUUUCUUUCAACCCAUAUGGGUCGUUACCGAUUUGAAUUUAAUGAAACGGAUUUUGCAACCGGACUUCCAAUAUUUUACCGACCACAAUUUUUAUCACCACGACAAGGAGAUGCUGACCAACAACCUUUUCAAUUUGGAGGGAGAACGUUGGAAAACGCUAAGGGCCAAGCUGACACCUACGUUCACUUCCGGAAAGAUGAAGAUGAUGUACGGAAUAAUCUACGAGCUGAGUACAAAACUAGAAUCGUUGGUUGAAAAUCAUUUCGCCACCAAGAAACCCUUGGCGAUAAGAGAUGUCGUGGCGCGUUUCUCGACUGAUGUCAUAGCUAGCUGCGCUUUUGGUUUGCAAGCGAAUUGCCUAACGGAUCCGGAGGCGGCGUUUAGACAGUACGGGAGGAAAAUAUUCGAAGUCAGGCCGGUCAAGGCUUUGCUCGAACAGUUUGUCAAUUGGAACCUUCUUGCUGCAUUGGGAUUUUCCUUCUUCCCUAAAGACACCACGAAGUUCUUCCUAGACGUCGUUAAUGAAACAAUCAAUUAUAGAGAGAAAAAUAAUAUACGAAAGAACGACUUUGUGCAUCUCCUGCUCCAACUGAAGAACACAGGGAAAUUAGAUGACAAUGGCGAUAUUACCAAAACGUCUCAGGGAAUAUUGACCUACGAGGACGUGGCAUCUAGUAUGUUCGUGUUUUACGUAGCAGGUUUCGAAACUUCUUCGACCACAACUUCGUUUUUGUUCUACGAGCUCGCCUGCAACCAAGAUAUUCAGGAUAGAUUAAGAGACGAAGUUAGGGAAGUGUUCGCGAAACACAAAGGCAAAUUGACAUACGAAGCCUUACAAGAAAUGCAUUACACUCAGAAAUGCAUCGAUGAGACUUUAAGGUUGUAUCCACCAGUGGCGAUGCAUUUCAGAAAAUGUAGCAAGCGAUAUCGAGUACCGGAUUCGGAUCUGGUGAUCAACAAAGGUGACGUGGCGAUUCUGCCAGUAUUUGCCAUUCAGCGGGACUCCAACAUAUUCCCAAAUCCAGAGAAAUUUAAUCCCGAAAACUUCAGCGACGAAGCGAGGUCUGGGAGGAUUUCCAGCGCUUGGACUCCAUUUGGGGAUGGACCGCGACAAUGCAUCGGGAUGAGAUUCGGAUACAUGCAGAUAAAAACAUCCAUAGCAGUGUUGCUGAGGAAUUAUAGAUUCACUCUCCAUGAGAGUACUCCAAAGAAAUUGACCUUUGCUUGUAGUGCUCUCACGUUAACGCCGGUACAGGACAUAGUGCUAAACAUUUCGAAAGUUGAUUGAUAAACUCGGAUAAUAAAAUGCUUGUAUGAUAUAAAAAGUGUUAAUAUAUGAUGUAACACAUGAACCUUUGAAUAAAUCAAUACAUACCGA